This is a messenger RNA of Cervus elaphus (red deer), 1417 nucleotides long. RefSeq names its product UPF0547 protein C16orf87 homolog. The coding region runs from base 56 to 520 and encodes 154 amino acids. Lineage: Eukaryota; Metazoa; Chordata; Mammalia; Artiodactyla; Cervidae. The record is from RefSeq and is a predicted model, not a curated record. The transcript has a single exon.
GCCCGAACCGCCGCCGCCGCCACUGCUGCUGCCGCCGCCGCCGCCUGAGAGAAGCAUGUCUGCAACUCGAGCUAAGAAAGUGAAGAUGGCCACCAAAUCAUGCCCCGAGUGUGACCAACAGGUUCCUGUUGCAUGUAAAUCAUGUCCCUGUGGUUACAUAUUUAUUAGCAGAAAACUUUUAAAUGCAAAACACCCAGAAAAAUCACCAUCUUCUACAGAAAACAAGCAUGAGGCCAAGAGGAGGCGAACAGAGAGAGUUAGGCGAGCGAAGAUCAAUUCUACAGUAAAUAAAGAUUUAGAAAACAGAAAGAGGUCUCGAAGUAACAGCCAUUCAGAUCAUAUCAGACGAGGAAGAGGAAGACCUAAAAGUGCAUCUGCCAAAAAACAUGAGGAAGAAAGAGAGAAACAGGAAAAGGAAAUUGACAUCUAUGCUAACCUCUCUGAUGAAAAGGCUUUCGUGUUUUCAGUCGCCUUGGCAGAAAUAAAUAGAAAAAUUAUUAAUCAAAGACUUAUUCUCUGAUAUUUGUCUGCAAAAUGUGUUGAAACUUUCUUCAGGAUUACAUCAGCAAAUUCUUAAAACAGUUGCGGACUCUCAGGAGCAUUCUGAUUGCAUCAAUAAGGGCCCUUGAUUGUUUUUUUCCUUAUCAUUUAGCCUGUGCCACACUUUGGGAGUGAAGCUAUAGGCUUGGACUGUUUUGGGAUUUCCUUGUUUACCAAGGAGUAUUGUCAGUGUUUGUGUUUGGGAUAUAUUGUAUUUACUCCAAAAAGAAAAAAAAAAAAAAAAAGGAAACAAACUGGUUGGCUGUUAAAGAAUUAAAGGAUAGGGUUGGGAGUGGAAGUAUGAAAACCAGAGAAAUAAAAUGAUAGUUUUCAGGUUUGCCGCCAGAGAUGCAAUAUUUUAAAUACUUUGAGAAAGAGUGACUUUUAAAAAUAUAUAUUUCAGAUUUGAGCACUAACAUUGCAUAUUUACAGUUCAUUUAAUAAAUUGGCAAUUGAUAUUUUAUUGAAUGGGGAAUUAAUAUAAACUAAGUUUUGUCUUAAAUUGAUUUUUUUUUGCCUUUUAUUUUUAUGACUUAAGGUAUGGGUUAUAUUUAGAAGCUACUUUCUAGACAGUUUGGAAGUUUGGGUGCUAUAUGAAGAAAAACAUUUAAGGAUAUAUCAUACUUCAGAUAUAAACACUUUGUUUUCUUGAAUGUAAUUUAUUUAUUGGUUAAAAAAAACUUUUUUGCUCUCAAGAUGGUGCCUGUUAACCUAAACAUAGAAUAUAUUUAUUACAUGCAAAAUAUUUCUUAGAUAGCCACUUUUAAGCAGUAAUGUUCUUUCUGAAUGGAUGUUCAUUUAUACAUCCUGAAAAUUAUUUAAGUUGUUACUUAACCUCACUCUGGAGGAAAAAGAAAAUAAACCUUAAUAUUGAAAC